GGUUCUGACUCGGUUACCAAAUAUGGUGUGGAGGCGGCGCCGCGGUGUGACGUAGCGUGCACACGGGCGGCUGUGGAGCUCGGCCUGCACGUGCGGCCCUAAUGUGUUGCCGCCGCCGUGCCGGUCUGUGCUGCUGCUCAAGCUCCCGCCCGUUGUGUGCUGCCGUGCAAAAUAAAGCCCUCGCGGUGCAGGGACGGGGCUGCGCACCGCCGCUUUGAAUAACUUGCGACUUAUCGACUUCUCUACCACUGAGUACGGAGAAGAGAGAGCAUGACGUACACGGUGACGUCACGAGCUGCGCGCUGAUUGGCUGGGGCUGAUGCUCGAGUCCCAUUCAUAAAACUGGUGGGCCACACGCGCGGUGUGUUCAGUGAGUAUCGUGGCAGUGUCGGGGAAGGAGGUGCUAGCCGCUCGCCGCCUUGGCUCCACUGGAAGACUUGUGGUCGCUGGGGGCCCGGCGUUGCCUCUCGCGCUUACCUUCCUACACCAUAUCAGGUUCGGGGGAGCCGCACCCCCAGCCUGAAGACUCUAGAGAAUCCAGUGAAGAAGACCUUAACUUUUCCACCAUGAUUAUGGACGGUAUUGACCCGAUGUCGGCUGCUGCCAUAGCAGAACACUCUGCCAUGUCGUUCAGUUUGGUGAGCUUUGACACGUUCGACAAGGGCGGGGAUUGCCUGCAGUCUGCGUCCGUGUUUGAUCGGCCGUCGGAGGACCUCAACACGCCCGUCACCACCUCGGAGAUGCCCACCUUCUUCCACACGGUGGAGCCCCUCGAGGAGCCCGAGCCGCCGCCCAUCACAGCGUCGGUGGGGAGCGUGGAGGAGCAGCCCAGCCCGGCGAGUGUGGCGGACCCGUCCUCCCCCGCCGCCCUCCCGCAGCAGGUCACCCACCACCACCUCCACCCCACCCCGGCCUCCACCCCGGUGCAGCACGAGGCCGUCAAACAAGAGAUUCAGGAGGUCGCCGCCAGCCCCAGAAUACCUUCUCCCGUGGGACUGGGUAGCCCCUGCCAGUCCCCGGGGGAGAGUGUAGGCGGCGACGCAACCAUGUUCCCCCACCAGGCUGCCGCGCCCGCUCCGCCCGCUUCGGCGACGAGCAGCGGCGCGCAGGCGGGCGAGGGCCAGAAGCUGCAGUACCGCGGCUCCUUCACCACGGGGCCGCCCUCGACGGGCCUCGGAGGGCCGCAGGUUACUACGCCCUCGCCCACCACCCUCAACGCCUGGCUGUUCCCCAACCCCCCGCACGAGAAGACCGUCUUCACGCCCUUCCUUGGCUUCCUGCCGCAGCCGGUGAGCAGCAGCCAGCAGGUGCUGCCUGACCCCCCCGUCACCCUGGCGCCCUCCUUCUCCGGCUAUGACGACCGGCUGCCGGCCAUCAACAUCUCCACCGCGGACCUGCUGCCGCCCUUCGAUGCACAGCCGGCGGCGGCGCUGAAGCAGCCGCUUACGUACCCUCCGUGUUCCUCGACGGCCGUCGUCACCUCGACGUCGGUGGUUGCCGGACAGCUGCAGCAGCCCCCUCAGCUGUCCCUCCCGGGUGCGCCGCAGCAGCCCCCUCCGCCACAGCCGCCUCAGCCACAGCAGCAGCAGCAGGCGCAACAGCAGGCACAACAAGUACAGCAACAAGCACAACAACAAGCACAACAACAACAGCAGCAACAACAGCAGCAACAGCAACAACAGCUGGCCGGAGUGGGCCAGGCGGGGGCGUCUCAGGUGGACUUCGGGCGGGGCGGCAUGGUGGGCAGCACCAAGUUCCAGUACCCGACACAGUUCACGCAAGUGUUCAGCGUCGGGGGCGUGGCGGAGCCUGUCGCGGGGCCCUCGGGCGUUGUGGUGCCCAAGCAGGAACCGGUGUACUCCGACGCCGCCAACCUGGCCGAGUACAACCAGUCUACCAGCAAGGGCCACGAAAUCCUGACGCAGGUGUACCAGUCCACGCAGGUGCCUCUCAAGCUGAUCCCCGUCAAGCCGCGCAAGUACCCCAAUCGGCCCAGCAAGACGCCGGUGCACGAGCGGCCCUACGCCUGCCCCGUCGAGAACUGCGACCGUCGGUUCUCUCGUUCCGACGAGCUGACUCGACAUAUCCGUAUCCACACUGGUCAGAAGCCCUUCCAGUGUCGGAUAUGUAUGCGGUCUUUCUCGCGCUCCGACCACCUCACCACACACAUUCGCACACACACGGGCGAGAAGCCCUUCUGCUGCGACAUCUGCUCCCGGAAGUUCGCACGCUCCGACGAGAAGAAGCGGCACGCCAAGGUGCACCUCAAGCAGAAACUAAAAAAAGUGAGUGGCAGUUCGCCCGGAGCAGCGCCGCCACCGCCGAGCAGCAGCAGCACCGCCCAGCCUCCGCAGCACCCACCCCAGCACCUGCAGCAGCAGCAGCAGCAGCCCCAGCCGCAGGCGCAGCAGUCAACACAGCAGCAGCAGCAGCAACAACAACAGCAGCAGCAGCAGCAGCAGCAGCAGCACGUGGUGGGCGCGGUGGUGACGACGGUGUGAACAGCUCGCCACACAUUCUCACCUCAUAAGACAUUUUUUACAAGCUUUAACUAAGCUUUAUGGGCGGGUCGUGGCGGCGGGCAUGGCGGGCGUGGUUGGCCUCCCCCCGCGCCCCCUGUAACUCCUUCAUUAACCAGUAACCCGUCGGCCGCCCGUGAGCCCCGCCCCACCCAUCCACUAUAUUUGUAUAUUGAAGUGUGGGUGAGCGUGGGUAUGGACUCCCCGCCCCCCCUGACCCAGCGGCCCAACCUUGACCCCGGUGCCCCGUGACCCCCUGUGCCACUCUUGCCGUGCCAUAUCCUCACCUGUGUCAAGUGUCAGUGCCAUCCCCCCCUCCCCCCCGGAGCAGCGGGGCCCGUGCAGCACGGGUCUCCUCGCCCACGCCCCGACCAGGCGAAGGCGUCCUGGGCCCGGCAGCAGAAGAGACAACACUGAGUCGUCGCCUCCGCCGCCAGGGAUCGGUGGCAUCGCCGGCGGGAACGCCUGGGACUGGUCACGGCCUUUGACGUCCCUGAUCUGGCUGUGAGGUCAUUGGUCAAGCUGCAUGUGACGUCACUGACCCGGCUGUGCUCCUCACUCGUUAUUUUCUAAUAUUCGGAUGCCGUGUGGUGUUAGGAUGUGAUUUGUGUUCCUCGUCUUUACUGUGUCUUUAGCUGUCAACUUUAAUUUAUAUUUUUCUACGUGAGAGUAAACGUGCGAAAGCUAGAGAAUUACUGUUCUACUGAGUCCCUGAGCUGGCUAUUGCCUUCUCUGUCUCUCUGUCUGUCUGUCUCUCUCUCUAUCUAUCUAUCUAUCUAUCUCUCCCCCCGGGGUCCUCUUCUCUCACUUGUCCUCUUUCCCCCUCUCGGUCGCGGGUGGCCCCCUGGCUGUUACUGCCUCCCCAUGGUGGACGCCUCCCCCGGGGUUGUAGCCCGGCGGGUGGGGGGUCCCCGGGGAUGGAAGCCCCACAGGGCAAUGGUUGGUGCCUUUGGAGGGACGCUCCUCAGGGUGACACUCCCCCAGGUGGUAUCCGCCCCGGCAGUGCCCCGUGACAGGCGUGACCGCCGGAGCACUGGCCGCCAGGACCUCACCGCCACGGCGAUCGCUGCCGUGGCGGCGGCGGCCUCGUGGCGGCGGUGCUCUGGCCAGCGUCUCCUUCACGGCCCUGCGAGUGGAGCCCCUGAGAGGAAGGCCCCAGGGAGAGGUCCCAGGGCGGCCCCCAGAGGGAGGUCCUCACGCCCGUCGUGUCGACGGUCCAGGGUGGCGCAAAGAUGGUGACGAGCCUGCCUGCAGCAUCCCGCUCCUGCCCCUCCCGGCCCCGCCCCGCCCCGCCCCACCCCGCCCCGCCCCGCCCCCUCAGGCCGCUAUAUUCCCAAUACUCGCCAAAGAUCUCAUUUAAGCAUUUCCUCGUAACCAAGUCCCUGAUGGCAGCCUCCCCGGGCCGGGGGGUGCCGGGGACCCGCCGCGGGGCUCGUUGCCAAUCUUUGGACUUAACGGUACAAAAUCGCCUUAUGACUCUAUAUGCCUGUGAGUUCUUGAUUCUGUGUACAAAUUUCCGUGGGUGUGACGCGAGGCUGUCGGAGAGAGUAACUCCUUGUCCAGGGAAGCCGUGUGGACCCCGUGUUGUGGCAUCUGGCAAUCGGUCAUCUUUGUUGUUGUUGUUGUUGUUGUUCUUGUUGUUGUUGUCUUUCUGCAGGGAACGUUUUUCCAGUGUGUAUAUUCAACUUUUAAGCGUUUAAAUGCCUAUUAAUCAGAUUUUUUAAUUGUGAACCUCGAGGUCUGUGUAUCCUCUCCGUUCCUCGAUAUCAAGCACAAAUAAAAUACAUAUAGAAAUAUAAAUAAAAAAAUAUAUAUAUCUAAUCAUUUAAGUAUAUAUAGAAAAAAAUAUAAAUCAUUGCCACAUCUCACGCAUUAAUUUUUGUCAUUGGUCGCAGCUGAACAUCACCAUCAUCACCAUCAUCAUCAUCACCACCACCACCACCACUAUCACCAUCACCAUCACCAUCACCUUCACCAUCACCAUCCCAUCACCAUCACCACCACCACACACUAAGCCUGCAAUAUAGUGUUUCAUUGGACAAUCUAUGUUUCAAUGUUCACCUGUGUAUAGGAAGAAAGAAAGGUCUAUAAAUAUACUACAAACUACAAACAAAACAAAAAAAUCACCAAAAAAACAUAACCAGUGUCAUUGUCAUUUUCGUCAGUGAUAUGUGAGAGAAAGUGAGAAUCCGCCUCAACAGUGACGAGACGGUGAACGUGAUAAAGAGAGAGAGAUACAACCAUAGACUCCAGAACCGUUGCCAGCGUGUGUUUUCGUGCCCUUUUAUUCUGUACCCUGAGCGAGUGACGUGAAUGUGAUCCUUCCCUCUAGUGGCCGAACCCUCUUCACGCAGCCGGACGGGGGAUCCAACACGACGUAAAGGGAAUCCGAUCCUCUGUGCAGAUCCUAAUUAAAGAGAAUCCAAUCCUUUAUACCACCCUAAAAAACAGAUUCAGAUCGUAUUAUUCAGACUUGUAUUUGUUGUUUUUGGACCUUAAUUCUCGAGUGACUCCAAACUUUUUUAUGAAUGGUCUUCGAUCCCUUUCCCCUCCCCCCCUCCGGCUUGCCCAAGAGGGUCCGCGCCGCCCUUAUAUAUAUUACAUACGUAUAAACAAAAAAGGUUGUCAGAACUUAAAAAAAGAAGCAUCGUGAAAUAUUGUUAAUUGAGAGAAUGUUAUUUAUUUACCAAAAAAUUUUAAAUGUUAUAAAGUGUGUAUAAUAUCCGUGUAAAAUACUAAUAUAAUUUUAUGCUGAAAUAUGAA
Messenger RNA from Eriocheir sinensis (Chinese mitten crab), 5282 nucleotides. Its product is annotated as early growth response protein 1-B-like. The coding region runs from base 567 to 2501 and encodes 644 amino acids. The record is from RefSeq and is a predicted model, not a curated record. Gene Ontology annotation, molecular function: RNA polymerase II cis-regulatory region sequence-specific DNA binding; DNA-binding transcription factor activity, RNA polymerase II-specific. Lineage: Eukaryota; Metazoa; Arthropoda; Malacostraca; Decapoda; Varunidae. Gene Ontology annotation, biological process: regulation of transcription by RNA polymerase II. The transcript has 2 exons.